Durusdinium trenchii is the source of this 1293-nucleotide messenger RNA. The record is from the annotation of a GenBank genome assembly. NCBI's taxonomy places the organism in Eukaryota, Dinophyceae, Suessiales, Symbiodiniaceae.
AGGAGGGCGAGUUCCUGAAAGAGUUUCAGAAGCCGACCGGCCUGUCUGGUAGCUUCUGGGCGAUGGCAUGGUCACCGGAUUCCUCACGUGUGGCCACUGCGGGCGGUGACAAGAAGCUUCGAAUCUGGGAUCGUGACAGUGGCGCGCAAGUCGCCGAGGCUGCCGUCGGCACCAACCUUCAAGACAUGCAAGUGGGGAUCACAUGGCCCUCCGCUUCCAAAGUGAUCUCGGUGGCGCUGGAUGGUCGGCUGAUUUGCUGGGAGGUGGGAAGUGGCCUCUCCAUGGAAGGCAUUGUGGAUGGCACCCAGGGACCCCUCAACUGUUUGGCCAGCGACAGCAUGACUGGGAACCUCAUCUAUGGAGGCACUCAAGGCUCCAUCGCGGUGACGCCGGCCACGGGAGCCUCCAUGAGGGCCAUGGUGGGAAAGGGGAUCCAGCACCUCUUCGCACACUCCAAGAGCUAUGCCGGAGCACCGGAAACCCGGGUGGUCUCCUUAGACGACUGCGUGCGACGAUUGAACCUUGAGACUGGAGAGCUGAGCGCUCCGGUGGAAUUGAAGGAGUUCGUGGUGGCCGGCGGCUGGCUGGACGCGGAGGAAACCAUGCUGCUCUUGGUGAGUGGAAAGAGGAACUUCCACUGCGUCUCCGACUCCUUGCUCUGGACCAAACCCAACGCCACCGAGCGCCGUGCCACCUCGGCGGCCGUGCUGGGUGGCCGCCCCGGCAAGCUGGCUGUGGCCAUGGAGCAGCCGGGCGGGUAUGUGGAAGGUGUGGCCAGCAACGAGUUCGACAUCGUUUACUUCGAAGUGGCGGACGCCACGCCAGAGGGCAUCGUGCAGAAGAGCGUGCUCCGGAAGCACGUGGCGGAGGUCUCCGCCAUGAAGUUCUCGCCGUCGGGGGAGUUCUUGGCCUCAGGUGAUGCUGCCAACAAGAUCCUGGUGUGGUCCCUGAGCACGGGCACUCCGACACUUCUCCUGUCGGACUGGAGCUUCCACACAGCCCGGAUUGCGUGUCUUGAUUGGCUACCAGGAGGUCGACGCUUAGUGAGCGGCUCCCUGGACCGUCAUUUGUUUGUCUGGGACGUCGACCACCCUGAGAAGCGUCUUCAAGUGAAGGAUGCCCAUAAAGGUGGCGUCACAGGCGUGGCGGCCUGCGGGGAAACCAGCUUUGCCUCCGUGGGCCACGAUGGAUUUGUACUGGUGCACGUCGGCUGAGCAGCGGCUUGGCUACUUGGCUGGCGUGCGAGGUGGACAGCCACUGUGGAUCCUCCAGUGGAGCGAGUUCGUUUGAAAA